AUGUCCGCCACAGACAUCCCGAGACCCAAGUGCUACGUGCAAACAUGGCUAACGGUGGAUUUCCUGGAAAAAUACCUGUAUAUCACUCAUGUUACCGUCCCUAUGCUUAACAUGAUCUUCUUGGGGGCGCAGAUGGCCUUUAAUAUCCUCAUCCUUAUCGCUAUCAUCAAGAACAACAGAAUCCGCACCCCGUCUACACUCCUCCUCGGAAACAUCUGCAUCAAGGACCUCGUGAUCGCCUCAAUCCUGCAGCCAAAUGGUAUCUUCCGCUCCAUUAACUUUCUCGUCCAAGACAAUCACUGCUACAAGUCCGCUGCAGAUGAUAUCCGCCCAUUCACCGUCUUUCUCUAUCGCUGCGUUUCCCUCGCAACUUGGGUGAUGGUGUCUAUUGACCGAUGGCUUGCGGUACGACGCGCUAGUAAAUACCGCGUGAUAUUCACCCGCAAGCGCGCGUACAUAGCGAUUGGGGUGGGCUGGAUUUACAGUGUUGUGUUAAGCUACCUCGCAACCUUUGUGAUGAACAAAGACCAGCGUUAUCUUCUGGUUUUGAUCCAAUUCGGCCUCACAUGUCUGAUCAUCAUCUACAUUCAGAUCAACGUCUAUCGUAGCAUCAAGGCGCAUGGCAGUAAUAUCGGUGCGCUGACCAGUGCACAGCAGACGCAGGCGGCCAUCGAGAAGCGAGUGUCCAUCACAGUGGCGUACUCCGUAAUCGCGUUGGCGAUAUCGUACCUGCCGAUGAUUAUUGAUGCCUUGCUCUUCUACUUUGGGACAAACCUGUCCCUGAUGACCUCGCCCUGGUGUGAGAUGCUGUUACUGGCAAAUGGAGCCAUCAACCCCUUUAUUUGGCUCAAGACAAGCGAGCAGAUCAGAAAGGCUGUGAUGGACGCAGCUUGCCUGCCAAGCCGGAUGUUCAGCAGCCGUGUCGCACCUGCCGCGUCUUCACAAGAGACCGAAAAUACCUAA
Molecule: messenger RNA, 963 nt
Organism: Nematostella vectensis (starlet sea anemone)
Lineage: Eukaryota; Metazoa; Cnidaria; Anthozoa; Actiniaria; Edwardsiidae
Product: trace amine-associated receptor 6
Exons: 1
Coding region: 1-963 (320 amino acids)
Biological process (GO): G protein-coupled receptor signaling pathway
Cellular component (GO): membrane
Molecular function (GO): G protein-coupled receptor activity
Source: RefSeq, a predicted model, not a curated record